Geodia barretti is the source of this 2628-nucleotide messenger RNA. The record is from the annotation of a GenBank genome assembly. Lineage: Eukaryota; Metazoa; Porifera; Demospongiae; Tetractinellida; Geodiidae.
AUGGGCAUGUUUACGACGGUUAUAGCACAGGAAGAAGCCAGCGAUGCUGAGGAAGCAGAAGCCGCCGACGAUGCUGAAGCAUCUGAAGAAGAAUCUCAAACUAGCACUCCUGUGAGGCUUGAAAGUCUCGUUGUCGUAGGUUCGCGUUCAAGACCUCGUUCAAUACUUGAGUCCCCAGUGCCGGUCGAUGUUGUGUCGAAAGACGACUUUGCCAGACAGGGUGGCGCAGAUUUAACCGAUCUCUUGAGAACCCUGGUACCGUCUUUUAACAUCAAUACACAACCGAUUAGUGAUGCGUCAACAGUGGUACGUCCGGCGAAUUUACGGGGGCUUGCCCCAGAUCAUACGCUGGUACUGGUCAAUGGUAAGCGGCGACACCGUGCCUCAGUGAUUCACUGGCUCGGGAACGGUUUAUCUGAUGGUUCACAGGGGCCUGAUCUGUCGCCUAUUCCGGCAAUCGCGCUGAGACAGGUUGAGAUCCUACGAGAUGGAGCAUCCGCACAAUACGGUUCUGAUGCCAUUGCUGGGGUGAUGAAUUUUCAAUUGAAAGACAACCACGAAGGCGGUUCGUUUGAAUUCAAACCCGGUAUCUACCAGUACGGCGAUGGUCGGCAGUUUGCUGCCGCUGGCAACAUCGGUUUAGGGAACCCAGAGGCAUGGACGAAUCUCAGUUUUGAAUAUGGUGGCGCAGAUCCGACUAUCCGGUCUGUCCAACGUACUGAUGCUUUAAACAUGAUUAACGCAGGUAAUUUCAGUGUGAAAGAUCCUGCGCAAAUUUGGGGACAGCCGAUUGUGGAGAAUGACUUCAAAUUCUUCGCCAACUACGGUGCUUCCCUCACAGAUACCAUCAAUUUCUAUGGACAUGCUAACUACGCCCGCAAGCGGGUUGAAGGCGGAUUCUAUUUCCGAAAUCCCAAUACUCGCAGUGGCGUGUUUAGCACGACCGGUGGAAAGACGUUGCUCGUCGGGGAUUUGCGAGGUUUGACAGCCGAGACGGCGGCUUGGGAAGCCCGAAAGCAGGAAGCGGAGGUUGCCGGGAAUGAGUUUACCGAACUGUCGCCUCACGAUGCUGACGAUAUCCCGAUAACCAACCACGUUCCUGAUCCAGAACGGUUGCAAGCCGUCAAGAGUGACCCGAACCUAUUCACAUUCCAGGAGAUGUUUCCAGGGGGAUUCACGCCCAGAUUUGGCGCGUUCGCUUGGGAUAGUUCCGUCGCCGUUGGCGUUAAGGGCACUGCUCUGGAAGAAGCGUUAGGCAAACCCCUAACGUGGGAUGUGAGUGGUUCUUUUGGACGGCACCAUGCCGAUUUCUUUAUCUUCAAUACCGUCAAUGCUUCCCUCGGACCGGAUACACCGACAUAUUUUGAUCCCGGUGACUAUAUCCAGACGGAUUAUAACCUCAACUUUGAUGUAACGUAUCCGUUGCACGACCUGGUGUUUCUCGCUUCUGGUUUGGAAUAUCGGGAUGAAGGGUUUGAAAUCAUAGAAGGGGAACGCGAGUCGCAUCAGAUCGGGCCCCUCGCUGCUCAAGGUUUCACUGCUGCCUCCAACGGAUUUUCAGGGUUCAGCCCGGUCGCAGCAGGAAAUUGGCACCGCUCUAAUGUUGCUGCCUAUCUGGAAACUGAAAUCAGACCGAUUGAUCCGCUGCUGCUCGCGCUUGCUGUACGCGGUGAACAAUUUGAGGGCUUCGGUAGCACGCUGAACUAUAAAGUCGCUGCGAACUACAAGGUUACUGAAACGAUGCGGUUGCGGGGAAGUUAUAGUACCGGGUUCCGAGCACCGACACCCGGGCAGCAAAAUGCGUUCAACAUUACCACUGAAUACGAUUUUGCGAAGGGUGAUCUCGUUAAUAACGGAACAAUUCCUUCCACUAACGCUGCUGUUGGUAUUGUGACAGGCAAGGAAGAUAACUCGCUUGACCCGGAAACAUCAAAUAACUUCACAGGUGGAUUUACCGUUGAUAUUUUGGGCGUAAAUUUCACGCUGGACUUUUUUGGUAUUCGGCUGAAAAACCGGUUAUCUGUGUCACAAGACUUUACAUUGACUGCAGGGCAGAAGACGCAGCUCAUCGCUGAAGGUGUAACCAGUGCGGCGAAUCUGGAAAAAUUCCGGUUCUUUAUCAAUGACUUCGAUACCACAACCCAAGGUAUUGACUUUGUCGUUACAGCACCAAUUCCCAACGGAAACCUCAUCGCCGUGUAUAACUUCACGUCAACUACGGUUACCGAUUUCAAUCCUGACACGCUGGACGAUCAUCGAAUCAGGGAACUCGAAGAGAACUUACCGGAACACCGCGCCGGCCUGACUGUCGUUCAAUCCAUAACGGACGUAUGGGGAGUGCUCGGGCGUGCCAGUUAUUUCAGCGGUUGGUUCGAUUCUGAAGAUUUCUUACAGAAUCCAGAUGUGCCAGGCACUGGAGAAUACACUGGAAGGGUUAUUUUCGACUUAGAAACCACUUACACCGUGGGGUCCGGAUUGGCUCUCACUCUCGGUGGAAGAAAUAUCCUUAAUACCUAUCCCGAUGAAAAUCCGAAUGCUGCUGGUUCUGUUGGUAACAAAUACGGACAAUUCAGUCCGUUUGGGUUUGAUGGCGCGUUCUGGUAUGCCAAAGUCGGAUACAGUUUCUAA